AUGGCAGUCAAACCAGUCUACGAUGCGUUCGCCUCGAGGCCGAAAGACCAAAUAAUUCGCGAUCAAUUCAGCAUUGCGACCUGGCUCUCCAUUGGUGCAGUCAUACAAGCCGCUGCGUACACUUUGCUACCGUACCGUAAUAUCGUCACAAUUCUCCCAGUCGUGCUCUUCCUCGCCUACAAAAUCUCCUAUACAGCGUGUGUUGCGACCGGACUCCUCGCAAAUUCUAGGAUGAAGGAUGUCAUCCGGUACCGCACAGGUAUCAUCUACCCUGACGAGAAGGGCGUUCAGGAUAAGGCUGCCAAUACCGAAAUGUGUGCCAUUAUCCUCGGUGUUGUAUCAAACCACCCACUUGGCAUGCUGGGACCAGGUUUCAGGGGCGUCGGCGAUCGCUUCGAUGCGAUGGUCAAGCAGAUGUCGAAUGACGCCACGAAAUACGGAUACCUCGGGCAUUCCGCAUGGCUCAACGCAUCUGACAACACCACCUCGAACGAGUUCAUGACUAUCUUGUACUUCCAGAAUGAGCACUACCUGCACGGGUAUGCCCAUGGACCAAUGCAUACGCAGACUAUGCAGUGGUGGAGGGAGGUUGAGAAGGAGAUCCCUCACGUGGGAAUUAUGCACGAGGUCUUCGCGUGUCCGAAGAAGAGCUGGGAGGGCAUUUAUGUGAAUUACCCGCCUGUCGGUCUUGGUGCAACGACUAAGGAAGUAAUCGGCCCAGAUGGCAAGAAGUCGUGGGUCACUCCUCUUGUUAAGCUUGGAGGCAAGCUUAUGUAUAGCAAGGAACGCAUGGGGCGCGCAUAUUGUGACGAUGAAUGGAACGCUUCCGCCGCGACGAUGCCAGCAGAGACUGAUUAA
Messenger RNA from Didymella exigua CBS 183.55, 858 nucleotides. RefSeq lists its product as uncharacterized. The record is from RefSeq and is a predicted model, not a curated record. NCBI's taxonomy places the organism in Eukaryota, Fungi, Ascomycota, Dothideomycetes, Pleosporales, Didymellaceae. The coding region runs from base 1 to 858 and encodes 285 amino acids. The transcript has 3 exons.